AUGGAUGAAAAUGAGAAAAAGGCUCGAGAAUAUUUAGCUGAUGCGGCCAAACAACCGAAAGGAGGUUUCUUUCACUCCCUUUUUUCUGGUCUUUCAUUUCUUUUGGGACUAAAUCUUUCUUCCAGGGGCUCCGAUAGGACAGAAGAAAGAGUUCAUCUUUAUGAGCGAGCUGCGAAUUGCUUUAAAAUGGCCCAUAAAUGGCAGGAUGCUGGUGAUGCUUUUAUGAAAGCUGCUGAAUUAAGCGCCAAUAGCAAAUCACAUUUGGAUGCUGCUACAAACUGUGUUGAUGCUUCCACAGCUUAUCGUAAAAUUGACCCUGAUCGAGCAAUCGCAUGUCUGACUCGUGCUGCAGAAAUUUAUAUUGAGAUGGGUCGAUUUACAAUAGCCGCUAAGCACCACAUGACUAUUGCUGAAAUCUAUGAGAAAGACUUGUCAAAUGAAGCUGAGGCAUGCAAACAUUAUGAACAAGCUGCUGACUUUUACAAAGGCGAAGAAUCAAAUAGCUCAGCACGAAAAUGCCUGCUCAAAGUUGCCGAGAUUUGCGCUACUUCGGAUCAGUUUGAAAAAGCUGCAAGGAUAUUCGAAGAUGCUGGCGUUAGUUCUAUGGAUAAUAAACUCUUGCGUUAUGGAGCGAAAGAAUAUCUGAUGAAGGCUGUUAUCUGUGAUAUGAAUUAUGAUCCAAUUAAGGGGCGCAAUCUUUUGGAGAAAUUCGCUCAAGAAUACCCCAUGUUUUCCGAUUCACGUGAGUGUGGACUUCUGAAGGAAAUUAGUAAAGCACUGAGUUCAGACAACCCUGAUGAUUUCACGGCUGCUGUGAAGGCGUAUGACAGCAUAACGCGAUUGGAGCCAUGGAUGACUACUAUGUUAUAUAAGCUUAAAAAGUCCCUCACCGACGAUGAAGACAUAAACUAG
Messenger RNA from Rodentolepis nana, 912 nucleotides. The record is from the annotation of a GenBank genome assembly. Lineage: Eukaryota; Metazoa; Platyhelminthes; Cestoda; Cyclophyllidea; Hymenolepididae.